Molecule: messenger RNA, 1242 nt
Organism: Naegleria lovaniensis
Lineage: Eukaryota; Heterolobosea; Eutetramitea; Acrasida; Naegleriidae
Exons: 1
Coding region: 1-1242 (413 amino acids)
Source: RefSeq, a predicted model, not a curated record
AUGCAAUUCACAACCGCCAGCGCUGGCAUCUUUUUUUUGCUGGUUGUGUGUUUCUUGAUGACACUCUCCACAGCUCAGGGAUUUACCUUGAGCGCUCCCGGAAAUAAUUUCAAAAUUCAAUCUGAAAGUCAACCACAACAAUCUCAAGAACAACAACAACAACAACCUCAAACUCAUGUGAUCAAUUUACAAAUUCCAGUACCAACAACAAGUGCUCCCAACACUCAACAACAAGCAACUUCGGAUUCGUCUGCUGCUGCCUCUUCGACAACGUCAGAUGCCACUUCCCAAAAUGGUCAAUAUCAAGUCAUUACCGUUCCUUCGAAACCAAUCACGAUUAAAAUUCCACCAUUCCAAAUUCCAGGAACGAACACAUGUCGACCAAAGCCAAAACCAUCAAAGAAAUCUCAGACCAUUGUCGUUGAACUUCAUCAUAAAAAACGUCAACCAAAACCCAAGAAAGUUGUUCUCGUGAUGGAAAAGCAGAAAAAGUGUAAAAAACCAAAGAAGAAAUUGGUGAUUGAAAUUCAAAAGAAACCAAGAAGGCAUACGUUGAAAUGCUCAAGAAGUGAAACGAGAUCCUUGAUGCGCAAAUUGAGAGCCAUCUUUUCUGCUCGAAAAUGUCAUGGUCGGAGAUUUCGCGCCACAAGACAUCUCCGCUCGUUGCAUUUGAGAAGAUUGUGGGAUUUAUUGAGAAGAAGAAGACCUCUCAGAUGUAGAAAUCGUGCAAGACCAAGAUUGGGACGGUCCGGAAAGAGAUUAUUGAAAUGUCUUUUCAAGAGAGAGAGUCGAAUGUGUUUAAAGAUUAAAAUUUCACCAAAAUGUAAAAAACCAAAGAAGAAGAAGGUGGUGGUUCCAAGACCAAAGAAGAUUAUUAUUACGAUUAACAAGACCAAGAAGAUUGUUCCAAAGAAGAAGAAGAAACUCUCUGAAACAACCAUCAAAAAGUUGAAAUUGCUUGCUGAUUGUAACUCCAAGAUUGUUCAAUCUGAGAAAGUUAGCAGCUCCAAGAAGAAGAAGAAGAUUGUCAUUACCAUCAAGAAGAAGAAGGGAUCUCCAAAGAAGAAGAUUUUCAUUACCAUCAAAAAGAACAAGCAAGAACAAGAUCAAAAGAUUGAAGUAGAACCAAAGAAGAAACCUGUCAAGAAGCAAGAACAAGCUCCAAAGAAGAAACCUGUCAAGAAGACUCCAAAGAAACAAUUACCAAAGGAGCCAGCUACUAUUGAUGAAAUUUUCCAAUAA